Messenger RNA from Drosophila takahashii, 804 nucleotides. RefSeq lists its product as uncharacterized. Gene Ontology annotation, molecular function: microtubule binding; beta-tubulin binding. NCBI's taxonomy places the organism in Eukaryota, Metazoa, Arthropoda, Insecta, Diptera, Drosophilidae. The record is from RefSeq and is a predicted model, not a curated record.
AUGGUAAAAAGAAAAAGCAAGGUCCCGGUUUUCCACAAGCCCAACGUGGAACUUCUUACGGAGGAUGAGUGGAUGGCACGGAGAAAUACAUAUAUGCAGCGUUUGGCGGACCUUAAAACCAGUGUAGCUCUGAUUGAUGAUGCCAUCGACGAGCACAAGGAAUUGCUGAAGCAACAGUUAAAGGAAGAGAAAUGGAACAAUUACUUGGCCUGUGACGGUCUUCCAAACCCCAAUCGUCCUGCCGAAAUUCGGAAGUUCAUCUUCCAACUAAAGUUCUUGGAGAAAGAGUCCUGCACAGGUGAUAUCAGCUGGCUGCUUCCGGUGGACGAGCACAGCAUACUAUCGCACGCUCCUGAUCGCAAGGACAUGACGCGGAGGAACUUGGAAGAUACAAGACCAAAUAUCGGUCAGCUCUAUGGUGAAACUGUGCAGCGUAUUCUGGAAACCAUUAGACGCGUGGAAAGAGUUUUACGCAACGAUAACGAGCUCCUUCGCUUGCCAAACUUUCAAAUCCUUGAACUGGAUAAGGCUACCUAUUAUGAGCUGCGAUCUCAACUGGGUUGGUGUCACUCUUCAACUGCCACUCAGUGUGCUUUGCGACAAUCUGACCCUGCGGUGUGUGCACACCUUCUUCGACCCCUUCUCACCGCUGGCCAAAAGCUAUGAGCUGGCCAUCGAAGGUUCCAUGACCCCAAAUUGUGGUCUAGUGGACAUCGGGGAUAGUAUGACGACCGAAUGGAUGACCCAGAUGGAUAUUCAGGAGGAUAUCAUGACAAAAAUGAACACGCAAAUGCAGAUUUACAA